AUGGUUCGUACAUCUGGGCCGCAUCCUCAUUCUCUCCGCAUUGUCCCACAGAAAGCCCACGCUUCGCACGCCCAGCUCGAGACAUCAGCGCCAUCAGCACCUGGUGUUCACGACACACUCCGCUCGCGCCUCGGCCAAACCACCACAGUAUCGGCUGGCCCUUCAUCAAGCAAGCCUGUCGCUCUCCAAUCAGCCCACCCGCUUGAGGCCCGCCUAGUUCAGUGGCGUGAAACUCAAGACCGCGUGAAGAUGGAGAUGCUCAGGCGACAGUUCGGCAUCGCUGAGCCCGUUCGACGGGGCAUGGAGCUCAAGAUCACCGAGGCGGGUGAGUGGCGACCGGCUGCACUCGGUCGCUCAAGCAAUGUGCACAAGGACAUUCUUGAGGGCAGGGAUACUGAGAUUGGCUGGGAGGACGUGUUCACUGACAGAAGGGCAUUUGUCUACUGUAUGUGGCGGUUGGCUAAUAUUUUUCUUGUAGGCAACGAGCUCCGCGAAGCACCAGACUUCCACAGCGAGAUGGAGGCGAAGCUGAGGAUGAACUGGUAG
Messenger RNA from Parastagonospora nodorum SN15, 546 nucleotides. RefSeq lists its product as hypothetical. Gene Ontology annotation, biological process: proteasome assembly. Gene Ontology annotation, cellular component: nucleus; cytoplasm. The record is from RefSeq and is a predicted model, not a curated record. NCBI's taxonomy places the organism in Eukaryota, Fungi, Ascomycota, Dothideomycetes, Pleosporales, Phaeosphaeriaceae. The transcript has 3 exons. Bases 1 to 546 code for a protein of 181 amino acids.